Python bivittatus (Burmese python) is the source of this 6641-nucleotide messenger RNA. RefSeq names its product cyclin dependent kinase 12 (gene CDK12). Gene Ontology annotation, cellular component: nucleus; cyclin/CDK positive transcription elongation factor complex. Gene Ontology annotation, biological process: positive regulation of transcription elongation by RNA polymerase II; protein phosphorylation. The record is from RefSeq and is a predicted model, not a curated record. Gene Ontology annotation, molecular function: ATP binding; cyclin binding; RNA polymerase II CTD heptapeptide repeat kinase activity. Lineage: Eukaryota; Metazoa; Chordata; Lepidosauria; Squamata; Pythonidae.
GGUAUUUGGAGAAACAGGAGCAGGCAGAGGAGUUGGGGGAAAGGAACCCCCGAGCUGUACCAAAGGAAGCCACGGCGUCGGCGGCUCGGAGGACGACAACGACGGCGAUUUUUUUUUCGUAUUCUCGCGAGAGUUGGUGGCUAACCUUCCCUCCUCACUUUCCUACCUUCCUCUCCCCUACCCCUCCCCCCAAUCUGGAAACAGCGCCGUUUCGGUCUGGGAAGUAGGUGGAAAAAGAUGGGGAUCCUGGCUUGGGGAACUCACUAGAGAUUCAGGCUGAGGAAGGGGGUCUCCCCUUAGGAGAGGCUCGUUGGGCUUGGUCACGGGCCUCCAGGAUUUGCCCGGUGAGCCAGGCCCCGGGGCGGGCUGGAGGUGUGUAUAGUAACCCCUCUCAGGAAGUUAAGGAAAUAGCAAAUAAAUUCAGACCCCACUUUCAUUUUGUAGAGACGUGAGGCCUUGAGUUAGUGGCAAAGCAGCCUUGACCCAAGGGAGUCCACUACUUAAGUACUUUGGGGGACUACUGUUAGGGGACCCCUGCUUCAAAAAUCUGGAAGUGAACUAGUCUCUUUCCAGAACUUUUUUUUUUUUUUUUUUUGUGCUUGGAAAGUUCAACUCCUUGCCUAUUUACAAACUGGGGUUUAUAUGUAUUUUUACCCCUUUAACCAACCCUUUUGGGGAAUUCAUAUCCUGAAACUAGAGGUUAAUUGAGACCUGCAAUUAAGGAAGAGCAGGUGCUUACUCAGGGUUAAAAACGCCUUCUCUGCCCUUUGUACUUGUGGGAUCAGAGGAUAUUUUGACAAAGAGUUAUUUUUCUCCAUUUGAAACGUGGACUCAGCUCAGUUUUAGAUCUAUUUCUGAGACAACUUUAUCUUAUAUUCUGCAUGUCAGUGUAGAAUCAGGCAUUCAUAGAGCAACCCCAUCUACUCUCAUGUAAAGAGACAAGAGUGGGUUGAAUGUAGGAAGUAGGUAACAAAAGGGAAAGCAGCCCUUCCAUCAUAGGAGGGGGUGUCUUGAAGAUUAGAAUUUGGGCUUUUUGGAGGAUUCCUCCUUUUUUUCAAGCACAGUGGAGAAGGAAUGCCAAACCCAGAGAGACAUGGGGGCAAGAAGGAUGCGGGAGGAGGGGGGUCUUUGCAUCAAGAUGCAGUAUCCGGCAGUGGGAGCUCAAACAGCAGAGAGAGGCACCGGCUCUCCAAGCAUAAAAGACACAGAUCCAGGCAUUCCAAAGAUUCACCGUUGGGGUCCCAAGAAGGAGGAGCACCACUUGGCAGCAUGAUCAAGCCAUUGGUAGAAUAUGAUGAUAUCAGCUCCGAUUCUGACACCUUCUCAGAUGAAGCAGUCCUCAAGUUGGAACGUAGAGAAAAUGAUGAGCGGAAAGGGACAUCGGACAGGAGUGAUCGCCUACAUAGACAUCGUCAUCAUCAGCACAAGCGUGUCCGUGAGUUGAUGAAAAGUAAGCUGGGGGACAAGGAGAAGAGACUGGACAGGAACCAAGAGUCCUCAGGCAAGUUGAGUUCUACUAAAGAUAGACUAUUUGGGACUUCCAAAAGGCUGCAUGAGGAGAAUGAUGACCAUUCAUCUAAAUCAUUCAAGAGCAGUAGCAAAGAGUCCCGGUCAGCCAAACUGCAUAAGGAGAAGUCUAGGAAAGAGCGGGAGGCAAAAUCUGGUCAUAAGGAUCGCAGUAAAAGUCAUCGGAAAAGAGAUGCCCCCAAAAGCUACAAGUCACUGGACAGUCCAAAGCGGAAAUCCAGAAGUCCACACCGUAAGUGGUCAGAUAGUCCCAAACAAGAUGACAGUCCCUCAGGAGCAUCCUAUACACAGGACUAUGACAACAGCCCUCCACGCUCGCACACAUCCAGUAACUAUGAUUCCUAUAAGAAGAGUCCUAGUGUAUCCUCACGACGACCAUCAGUCAGCCCUCCUUAUAAGGAACCUGCUGCCUACCAAUCCAGUAUACGUUCUCCCAGCCCUUAUGGCAGGAGACAGCGGUCAGUCAGCCCAUACAGCAGGAGGCGUUCAUCCAGCUAUGAAAGGGGAAGUGGAUCCUACAGUGGAAGAUCCCCCAGCCCAUUCAAUCGAAGGCGCUCCAGCAGUCCUUUUGUUUCCAAGCGGUCUCUGAGUCGUAGUCCUGUUUCCAGGAAGCCCAUGAAAUCCCGAAGCAGAAGUCCUGCUUAUUCAAGGCAUUCAUCAUCUCAUAACAAAAAGCAAAGAACUGGGUCUCGCAGUCGCCAUUCCAGUAUCUCACCUGCUCGACUACCACUGACCUCCAGUUUGGGAGCUGAGCUGAGUAGGAAAAAAAAGGAGAGGGCUGCAGCAGCAGCCGCUGCAGCAAAAGUUGAUGGAAAGGAGAGCAAGGACUCACCUAGCCUGUUGUCUAGGAAAGAAAAUAACUUAGCUGAAGUAAAAGAGUCUAUAAUGGAUGUCAAGAAGACAAAAAUGGCUAAGCCUGAAAAAUGUCCUCCUGAUCUAGAGACGGUAAAUACUCUACAGCACAAUGCAGAGACGAAAACAACUCCUGAGCCUGUCAAAACAAAGACAGUAGAAAAUUCUGAGAAGAAACUACCUGCUUCGGUUAAAGACUCAAAAACAAUGGGAACAAAAGAUAUGAAACUUGUUAUAGCAAAGGAGGAAAUUGUGACUCCAAAAGAAAUAGAGACAGCUGAGCAAGAGGUCCCACCUCCUUUGCCUUCUGUAAAGUCACUCCCUCCUUUACCAACAUCAUCCCCACCUCCUCAGAUUCCUCCUCCUCCAUUGCCCCCUUUGCCUCCAUUGCCAGUUGUUCCCCCUCUGCCACCUGCCCAGUCAUCUACCAUUCACAGCCCUGCUUUAGUUUCUUUGUGUCUGCCAUCUUCUGCCCACUCUAAGACAUCCUUGACUUCUCAGGCUAACUCUCAGUCCACCAUGCAAUCCUCCUCAAAGGGACAUGUUUCCGUGGCCAUAGCUGUCCCACAUCUGAAAACGUCAACGUUGCCUCCACUCCCUUUCCCACCAAUCUUGCCUGGGGAAGAUGAGUUGGAAAGUCCAAAAGAGAUUGUUCCUGUGAAGUCUGUGAAGAAAGAGAAAGAACAGAGACCACGACACUUGCUUACAGACCUCCCACUCCCUCCAGAGCUUCCUGGUGGAGACCCUUCACCGCCAGAGUCUCCAGAACCAAAGGCAGCCACACCACCUCAGCAAUCAUUGAGAAAGAGACCAAAAAUCUGUUGCCCUCGUUACGGUGAAAGGAGGCAGACAGAAAGUGAUUGGGGAAAGCGCUGUGUGGAUAAAUUUGACAUUAUUGGUAUUAUUGGUGAGGGAACAUAUGGGCAAGUGUAUAAAGCCAAGGACAAGGAUACAGGUGAAUUGGUGGCUUUGAAAAAAGUAAGGCUGGACAAUGAAAAGGAAGGCUUCCCUAUUACAGCUAUCCGUGAAAUCAAGAUCCUCCGACAGUUGAUUCACCGGAGUGUUGUCAACAUGAAGGAAAUUGUUACAGACAAACAAGAUGCACUGGAUUUCAAGAAGGACAAAGGUGCCUUUUACCUUGUAUUUGAAUAUAUGGACCAUGAUCUCAUGGGAUUGCUAGAAUCUGGGUUGGUGCAUUUCUCAGAGGACCAUAUCAAAUCGUUCAUGAAGCAGUUGAUGGAGGGACUGGACUACUGUCACAAAAAAAACUUUCUUCAUCGAGAUAUUAAAUGUUCCAAUAUCUUAUUAAACAACAGUGGGCAGAUCAAGCUGGCAGACUUUGGUCUUGCCCGACUUUACAGUUCAGAAGAAAGCCGUCCAUAUACCAAUAAAGUCAUUACAUUAUGGUAUCGACCACCUGAGUUGCUGCUAGGUGAGGAGCGUUACACACCAGCUAUAGAUGUCUGGAGCUGUGGCUGCAUCCUUGGGGAACUGUUUACAAAGAAACCUAUUUUUCAAGCUAAUCUUGAGUUGUCCCAGCUUGAAUUAAUCAGCCGCCUUUGUGGGAGCCCCUGUCCAGCUGUAUGGCCAGAUGUCAUCAAACUCCCCUACUUCAACACCAUGAAACCGAAGAAGCAAUAUCGUAGGCGUCUGCGGGAGGAGUUUUCCUUCAUUCCUUCUGCUGCCCUCGACCUGCUAGACCAUAUGCUAACACUGGACCCCAAUAAACGAUGUACAGCAGAGCAAGCCUUGCAGAGUGAUUUCCUGAAGGAUGUUGAUAUCAGCAAGAUGGAUCCUCCAGACCUCCCACAUUGGCAGGACUGUCAUGAACUGUGGAGCAAGAAACGCCGGCGGCAACGGCAAAGUGGGAUUGUGGUGGAGGAACCUCCCUUAGCAAAGGUCUCCCGGAAGGACACAGCCUCUGUAAUAAGCGCUGAUGCCAUCAAGAAUCAUAGCAGCCCAGUACAGCCCCAGCCUGCUCAGAUCAAAACACAACCUGGUGCUGGAGACUCAUUUGCAGGUCUUGGUGACAUCACACAGCAGCUGAAUCAGAGUGAGCUGGCUGUCUUACUGAACUUGUUGCAGAGCCAGACAGACCUAAGUGUUCCACAGAUGGCUCAGCUACUCAACAUCCAUUCAAACCCUGAGAUGCAGCAACAGCUAGAGGCCCUUAACCAAUCUAUCAAUGCACUCAAUGAAGCCACCACCACUCAGCAACUGCAGGAUUCUCAGAAAGUGCCUGAAGAGGAAACAGCUGUUGAGGAGCCACCCCCACCAGCCCAGCCCUCUGAGGAGCAAGCCACUCCAGAAGCGGCAAGCACUCAGGGAGACAUGCAGAGCGUCCUGGCAGUUUUGCUGAGCCAGCUAAUUAAAACCCAAGAGCCUGCAACAAACAUGGAGGAGAAUAGCAGUGAGAAGAACAGCGAUCUGCGGGGGCCACGGAAAACCCCCACUUUGCCUCAGGAGGAAACUGCAGCCUGUCCUCACAUUCUCCCACCAGAGAAGAGACCCCCUGAGCCUCCUGGACCACCACCGCUGCCACCACCCAAUCUGGCUGAAGAGAACAACUCUAAUGCAGCUCAGGAGUUGAACCCGGCUGUGACAGCCGCUCUCCUCCAACUUUUAUCCCAGCAAGAGGCAGGGCUGCUGAGCCACCCAAAGCAGGAACCCCAAGUUGGGAGGUCCUCCUCGGAAUACACCAGGUCACAAACUUCAUCCAGGACUUACAGCACCGACGGGCCUGAGGGCUGCAACUUUGAUGUUGAUGAAAGGAAUUCCAGCCAGACUUUAACAGAGACAUCAUCCCCAACCUUGGGGAAAAGUAGGACCUUCCUGGGUUCCACAAGUCACAUCAGGGAGUCGAGCAGUUACCAGAGCGCAGGAUCAGUUCAAUUCCCUGGGGACCAGGACCUCCGUUUCACCCGAGUCCCCUUAGGGAUACAUUCUGCCGUUGGGCAGUCCUUCAUCAAAACUGAGGGGAGUAACAAUACACUGGUACACUCAGAGGCCAAAAUUCAUAACUACAAUGAGGUGGGAGUAACAAAUGCUCUUUCGAGUGACACAGGAACAAGCCACACGUGGGGAAACCCAAUCCAGUCCACUGCUUAUGGGAAAGCCUUUCGUGGGCAGAAUAGAGUACCUCCCAGAGGAGGAAGAGGGGUACCUUACUAAAAUGACUGAAGAGGUGGCAUGGGGGGGCGGGGUUACCUUCCUAUUCUCUUGACCUUAGAACAACUAGUUUGAUGGGCAAACCAUUGACCACCUACCAUAGAAAUGGUUUAUUGUCAAUACUUCCCCCCUUUUGCUCACCAGGCUGCUGCUGUCUCUUUCCCCUCAGGGGCUUUAGAGUGAAAAUUCUUAAGCCUUCUUGUGACAUCAUUCCAUCCCCAAAAUCUACUGAUUUGGGUUUGAUGUGGUGAGUUUUGCUACAUUGAGAUGGGGGGAGGGGGAAAAGAAGGAAAGAUUCCUUAAACAAAACAAUAAAUUGGAAACAUGAAUUGAAUGUGCUUGCAAGACUUGAGCCAUUAUUUCUGACAGUGAGCCCACUGAAGAUCUGGAUGAGGUGAAUCAGUGUCCUGGUCUAUCCAUGUCGCAGAAUGAGGUCUUAGAAUGAGCUGUACUGUUUCAGCUAGCAGGUGGAGGAAUCCACAUGUGGACCAAGAGACAGAAAUUUGUUCUCUUGCUGGUAGAAAUUUCAGAUUGUGGGGAGAGAUGCUAGGCCAGCCUUCCCUUGGCUGUAUUAAUUUUCUUCCUAGAGGCAAGACUGUGCCUUUAUGGGAAGAAGAGCAUUCAAAAAGUGCAGUUCAGCACCAUCAGUCAUGCAGCCAGCUCAUUCUACGGCUCAUGUAGAUCUAAUCUCAGUAUUGCAAAGUCCAUACAUGUUUUGUUUUUCCCUUUCUUGAAUUUCAAGAUUUGUCAGAUGGUGCCUACAUGCCUUUUAUACUGAAUUAGGAGAACUUUGUUUAUGUUAUGUAAGUCGGGAUAUUUUCCCCCUUCUUAGUUAUAGUUCCUUUACGUGAAAAGGCAGGAUGCUACAUUCUUCCAAGGGUAAGCUGUUCCCUGGUUUACUGUGAAAAGCCCUGUGCUGUUAUACUCACCUUUCAGACCUUAGCUGAAUUAAGUUUCUGUAGUGUCCAUGGGUCCACUGACUUGUGGAUGGAAUUAAUUUCUUUUUUAAUUUUCUCUCUUAAGAAUGGCAAGUGUCUUUUUGUUGAAGUUCAUACAGCCUGAGUGAAUGGCUAAAAUAAAAUAAAAACCAAAAA